UAUUCUUCAUUUUAUUGAUUUCUCUAGAGUUCCCCGCACUCUGUAAAGCAGAGAACUCAGCAAAAUGUCCAUGGGCACUGUAUCAUCUUCUCAGUUGAAGCAAACCCUCGUGCUUCUCUUUGCUAUUCAUCUCCUGUUACCCUCAAUUCAGGCCACUUCUGUCAAGUAUUGUGAUAAUAAAGGUAACUAUGAUGUAAAGAUCCUUGGAGUUGAAAUUUCACCUGAUCCUGUGGUGGCUGGCAAACCAGCCACCUUCAACAUCUCAGCUUCUACUGGUAAAUCUAUCAGUGGUGGGAAGCUAGAUAUUUAUGUAUAUUUUUUUUCUGUGAUUGUCCAUAAAGAAACCCAUGAUCUUUGUGAGAAGAUAUCCUGCCCUGUUGAAGGAGGCAGCUUUUUUCUAUCCCACACCCAAACACUACCUGGAUUCACUCCCCCAGGUUCUUACACGCUUAAGUUCAUAAUGAAGGAUAAAAACGAUGACCAACUGAGCUGCGCUAGCUUCAACUUCAAAAUCCAUUUGGGAGAUUUGGUCUCCGAUAAUUGAGUGCAAGUACAAGUCCAGUACCUUAUUCUCAGUUGCAAACCUUCCAAUGUGAAUCAGAUCUCGGGUUUCUUGCUUAUUAUGUUUUUCUUUUCUUUCCUUGUUUUUGCCUCGUUUUCUUUUGUUCAUCGAUGAGGAUGGCUUUGGUAUAACUGUAAAAUGAUUUCAUUUGUGAUCUCGAGGUCGCUGGUUCAAGAGAUGAAAACAGCUGCGUGCGUCAACUCUUCCCGAGUCCACAAAUGCGAGAUGCUGCAUGCUCCGAGUCAUCCUUUUCUUUGCUUCAUCUGUCAAUGCAAGAUUUAUGUAUAACCAUCCAACUAUUUGUGAAUGUCUAUGUCAAAUGUUAUGUGCUGUAUCCUUUCUAGAAAUAAAAUCCUGUUCUCUUUUGCUUUAUAA
This is a messenger RNA of Manihot esculenta (cassava), 937 nucleotides long. Its product is annotated as putative phosphatidylglycerol/phosphatidylinositol transfer protein DDB_G0282107. Gene Ontology annotation, biological process: intracellular sterol transport. Gene Ontology annotation, molecular function: sterol binding. The record is from RefSeq and is a predicted model, not a curated record. The coding region runs from base 65 to 544 and encodes 159 amino acids. The transcript has 4 exons. Lineage: Eukaryota; Viridiplantae; Streptophyta; Magnoliopsida; Malpighiales; Euphorbiaceae.